Molecule: messenger RNA, 2429 nt
Organism: Drosophila subpulchrella
Lineage: Eukaryota; Metazoa; Arthropoda; Insecta; Diptera; Drosophilidae
Gene: t-Grip84
Product: gamma-tubulin complex component 2 homolog
Exons: 1
Coding region: 95-2224 (709 amino acids)
Biological process (GO): microtubule nucleation; mitotic cell cycle; spindle assembly
Cellular component (GO): equatorial microtubule organizing center; spindle pole; gamma-tubulin small complex
Molecular function (GO): microtubule minus-end binding; gamma-tubulin binding
Source: RefSeq, a predicted model, not a curated record
AGUUGACAUUCAUUGUUGUUUACAAUCCCAACAGAAUUUUGAGCUUUGAAAUCAGAGUUCUGUUCUUGAUAUAUUUUCUAAUUCGCACUUCACCAUGGAUCCUCCCAAUGUGGGUAAUGAUUUUGCGGACAAGGUUCGCUUUCACCUGAGUAGGGAUGAGUUGGAGCGACAGAUGCGAAAAAUUCACGAACGUGGUGAUGCUCAGAGCCAGCCUUCAGGCAGCGGAAACAGCCCGAAUUCGUCGAAUGAUGUGCCACAGCUGGAGUCAUGGAUCUUCGAGAGCGUUGGGGGCUACUAUCUUCCCAAUGAAGACCUAUCCAAGAUGCCGCUGCCUCGUCAGGAACAACUGCUGAUGAGGGAUCUCAUCUACGCCUUUUCGGGGGUACCCACUUCCCAUGUUAAGCCCGAUAUCCAGCUCGAUCAGAUCUCUGAAAUGAGUGCCGUGGAUAUAGCCAAGGUUCGUUUCCGUUUGGAUGAUGUCUUCAAUGCGGCCUUCAAGGCCUUGGCCAACGAAGUAUUGCCCCUGAUAGGUUACUAUAUUAGUGUGCAGAGCUUUAUAGAGGAGACCAACAUGUCGCCGAAUUGUGGAAGAACACGAUUGGCCUUGGCCACCGCUUUGGGCGACCAAAUGCAGGACUACUACGAUCUCCAAUCCAAGUUGGAGACUGACUUGCAGGAAAAGAAGUUGAAUCUCAAGGAUCUGGUGCGUCAAGUGCGUCCAUGGUUGUCUAUCUUGAAGGUUCUUUCCUCUAUGGCCAGCAGCUCCCGGGGUAAGUUGACCAGCGCUCAGUUGCUAACACUGUUGGAUCAGUUCUACCGGGAUCAGAAGACUUCUGAACCGGAUCUUAAGGAGAGGGUGACCAAGAUCAUGUCCGCUGUAACUCAUGUCUACAUGAAAAUCGUUCAGUUGUGGAUGCAAAAGGGUGUUUUAUACGAUACACAGCGUGAGUUCUUUGUGGAGGACACGGAACGUUCGAAUGCAAUGAGUAGUACGCUUUUGGCGCCGGAGAAAUGUUGUCACGCCUACUGGGCCCAGCGGUAUCGUCUUCUCCCAGAUCGUUUGCCCGCCUUUCUGCUUCCCCAGGCGGAUGAGGUGUUUCUGGCCGGGAAGUACCUGAAUAUCCUGCGCCAGUGCAAUGUGACCAUGAAGCUGCUGCAGCUGCCACUCGCCUAUAAUCCUGGAGAGGCAGGACAUGAGAUGAUCAUCAAGAAUAGCUACGAUUUGCCGGCGAGAAAACUUUUCGAUGUUUUAGCAAAGGAACACAAUCUGGCCUUACAUAUUCGCAACUUGAGGUGCUAUUUCCUGCUGCAGGAGGAGGGAUUCGUGGAGACUCUGUUGGAGAAAUGCCAGGAGCAACUGCAGUGCAAUGUGGACCGGUUGGUGCCCGAGAAACUGCAGACCCUGCUGACGGAGACCCUGCAAAAGUCCAAUGAUUUUUUCAAGGAUAUGCUGCGCUGUCAACUCAAGGAUUGCGAUGUGGGCACUCAAUUGGGCAGGCGGCAUAGGUUGGGAAAGUCUAUGGGUGAAAGUCGGGAAAGGGAGAGCUCCAGCGAGGAGGAGACACCGGCAGUCCUCAAUCUCUAUGGCUACGAAUCAUUGGCUCUUCGCUACGAAGCCAAAUGGCCUCUAAGCUUUGUCCUCUACCCGGAGAUCCUGGAGCAAAUGCAAAUCUUGCAGCGGGUCCUUCUUUUCCUGCACUAUGUGAAACGCCACCUGACUGUCCUGUGGCAAACUCCUUCCGAGGGCAUGGGCCUCAAGGUGACCAAACGAUCUGGAAAUCUCCGCCAGCGGAUGCUCAUGUGUAUGCUGAAUCUGGAGCACCAUAUUAUUAUGGACAUCGCAGAGCCCCGAUGGCAAUCAUUGACCCUAACCGUGGACAAGGCCAGGAAUAUCGAUGAGGUGCUUAAUACGCUUGAGAUCACCGUGGAUGAGUGCCUGCGAUUUGGUCUGCUACCCUCUGCCAACAGCUUUGUGAAAUCCCUAUUUACCCUGGGCCAGGUGUGCCUCAACUUUUGUGGCUUUGUGGAAUCCCCGCCAGAUGGAACUUCCGGGGAACUCGAGCAGGCCAUCUUCGAGUACGAAGAGGAGUUCGACAACUUCAUGGCCAGCAUCCUGGACUUGGUAAGCGAGUUGGCCAAGUCGGGUGGCUCUGGCGAGCGGGAGUCCUGCAAGCAGUUGGUCAAACGUCUCGAGGGGUUCGGCAAGUACUCCGAAACGGACUAGGAUGAUGCAUACAAGUAUUGGUCACGUGCUCACACAAAUUUCAUCAGUGGGUCAAAGGCGUGUGCAGCAGCUUUGAAAAUCCACCGUGCCAUGAACCUGUUGCCACCUAACCAUAAAAUAUUUAAUGCUGUGUUUACACGACUCAUCUACACUUUCUGUGGCGACUCUUAAGGCCAUAUAAAUUAUUUCUUUCAGUCCCUCUAAA